Molecule: messenger RNA, 2331 nt
Organism: Ipomoea triloba (trilobed morning glory)
Lineage: Eukaryota; Viridiplantae; Streptophyta; Magnoliopsida; Solanales; Convolvulaceae
Product: 1-aminocyclopropane-1-carboxylate oxidase homolog 11-like
Exons: 7
Coding region: 52-2121 (689 amino acids)
Source: RefSeq, a predicted model, not a curated record
UUUACCCUCUUUUUUCUACAGAGACCACUGUUUCAGUCUUCACAUAAGAAAAUGGUGUCCACAAGCAAUGGAAACCUUGAGGAAGAUAGCAAGCAGCAGCCUGAAUAUGAUAGGAGAAGUGAAGUUGAAGCUUUUGAAGAUUCAAAAGCCGGUGUAAAGGGCCUCUUUGAUGCUGGCCUCACAAAGAUUCCACGGAUUUUUCAUAACAAAAAGGCCAUCCUCGAAAACAACUCAGCUGCUGAUGCUGCUAACAUGAUUAUUCCAGUCAUAGACUUUGAAGGCUUGGGGGGCAGUAGAAGAGUUGAAAUUGUUAACAUGAUUAGGGAUGCCUGUGGAAGCUGGGGUUUUUUCCAGGUGAUUAACCAUGGUAUUCCGCAGGAUAUGAUGGACAAAAUGCUUCAAAAUAUACGCCAUUUUCAUGAGCAAGACUUUGAGGCGAAGAAACCAUUCCAUUCACGUGAUGUGAAGAAGAAGGUCACAUACAAUAGCAAUUUUGAUUUGCUGGUGGCACCAACAGCUAAUUGGAGGUACAGCCUUUACUGUGUCAUGGCUCCCAAUCCCCCUCAACCUGAAGAAUUCCCUUAUAUCUGCAGGGACAUCAUGAUCAAAUAUGGAGAACAUGUGAUGAGUUUGGGUUGUACUCUGUUUGAAUUGUUAUCAGAAGCUCUUGGGCUUGAUCCAGAUCACUUGAAAGGAAUGGGUUGUUCAGAGGGGCUUUACAUGAUUGGCCAUUAUUAUCCUCCCUGCCCUGAACCGGAUUUAACUUUAGGGUUUAGCAGCCACACUGAUAGUGGCUUCCUGGGUGUUGUUUUACAAGAUCAAAUGGGUGGCCUCCAAGUCCUUCAUCAAGAUGUGUGGGUUGAUGUUCCUCUCUUGCCUGGAUCACUGAUAGUAAACAUUGGAGAUACGUUACAGCUUCUCACAAAUGAUAAGUUCAAAAGUGUUCAUCACAGAGUGGUAGCAAAGCAGAUAGGUCCCAGAAUCUCGGUGGCAAGUUUUUUCAGAAUGCAUUUUCAGGAAGGCAGCGACUCAAAAUCACUUGGUCCAAUGAAAGAGUUGUUAUCGGAAGAAAAGCCGGCAAUCUACCGAGAGACCAACAUGGAUGAGGUUUUAAUGGUUCGGUACAACAAAGGGCUUGAUGGAAGUUCUUUGCUAUCGCAUUUCAAAUUAACGGAGCUGACCCUGCACUGUCCUUCCGACGAUCUCCGACCACCGGUCAUAGAUCUCGCCGGCGUCGGAGUCGAGGACCAGCGCGUGAAGAUCGUCGAUCAAGUGAGGGAGGCGUCGCGAGAGUGGGGCAUUUUCCUGGUCACGAAUCAUGGGAUCCCGUCCGGCGUCCUGGACGGAAUGAUCGACGGGAUUCGCAGGUUUCACGAACAGGACGGUGAGAUUAAGAAAACGUUUUACUCUCGCGAGCAGACCAGACGGGUGAAAUACUCGAGCAACAUUGACCUGUUUCAGUCACGCGCUGCGAAUUGGAGAGACACGUUGACCAUUUCCUUGUCGGUUUCACAACAUCUUGAACCGGAGGAAUUACCGGAAAUUUGCAGAAAUGUAUCAAUGGAGUACAUAACUCAAGUUACAAGGGUAGGAGAAAUAGUAUUUGAGUUGCUAUCGGAAGCUUUGGGCCUGAAACCGAGUUACUUGAACGAGUUGGAGUGUGCGAGAGGGCGCACGUUUGUGUGCCACUACUAUCCGCCGUGCCCGCAGCCGGAGCUAACUUUGGGCGCCACCAAGCACACCGACCCUGCUUUUCUAACUAUUUUACUACAAGACCAAAUCCAGGCUCUCCAGGUCUUGCACGACAACCUUUGGAUCAACGUGCAACCCGUUCCAGGAGCCCUCAUCAUAAACAUCGGAGACCUUCUCCAGAUUUUAUCCAACGACGAGUUUGUGAGUCCUAUGCAUAGAGUGAUUGCUAACAAGGAGGCACCAAGAACUUCAGUGGCAUCCUUCUUCACUGGUGCUGUUGAGCCUCCGACAACCUACGGUCCCAUCAAAGAGCUCACCUCGGAAGGAGGAACUCCGGCGUUGUACAAGGAAUUUACUGUGCGGGAAUACUUGAAUAAGUUCUUUGGAAGGGCUAUUAAUGAAUCUGGUCUUCAACUUUUUAGGCUGUGACCAAAAUCCCAUCAUGGGUUUGUACCAAGUAACAUGAAAUUGAUGCAUCGUUACCGUUGCCUAAACUCAAACUUUAAUUAGUAUGUGUUAAUAUUCUUAGAGAACUACACAUUUAACCGGCGUGGAGAUUCCUAUAACAUCUAGACUCUCUUGUGUCAAAAGUUGUUAAUGUUAAGGCAAUACACUUUCACCACUCCAUAUUUUUACUCA